Molecule: messenger RNA, 3786 nt
Organism: Morus notabilis
Lineage: Eukaryota; Viridiplantae; Streptophyta; Magnoliopsida; Rosales; Moraceae
Product: ABC transporter B family member 19
Exons: 10
Coding region: 1-3786 (1261 amino acids)
Biological process (GO): transmembrane transport
Cellular component (GO): membrane
Molecular function (GO): ATP binding; ABC-type transporter activity; ATP hydrolysis activity
Source: RefSeq, a predicted model, not a curated record
AUGUUGCAAAUUAACCCCCAGCCCCAAGAAAAACUCACUGAUGAAGCGGAAAAGGUCGACGAGAAGAAAAAAGAUGACAAUUUCAUUAUAGCCAAAGCUGCUUUGCCGUUUCAUAAGCUGCUGAGCUAUGCAGAUGCAUGGGAUUGGAGUUUGAUGGCAUUUGGGACGUUGGGAUCAGUUGUUCAUGGCAUGGCUCAACCCAUUGGAUACUUGUUGCUUGGCAAAGCACUCAAUGCGUUCGGCGACAACAUUAAUGAUACUCAUGCCACGGUCAACGCCCUCUACAAGGUUAUUCCAUACGUAUGGUACAUGGCUUUUGCUACCUUUCCAGCUGGAAUCCUUGAGAUUGGAUGUUGGAUGUAUGCAAGUGAAAGACAAUUGGCUCGUCUAAGAUUAGCUUAUCUAAAAGCAGUACUUAGUCAGGAAAUCGGGGCCUUUGACACAGACUUAACAAGUGGAAAAAUCAUUAGUGGAAUUAGUAAUCACAUGAGUAUCAUACAGGAUGCCAUUGGGGAGAAGUUGGGCCAUUUUCUUUCAAGCUUUGCCACGUUCUUUUCGGGAAUUUUGAUUGCUGCCAUAUGCUCUUGGCAAAUAGCACUUCUUACCUUCAUGGUUGUCCCUCUGAUUCUUGUUAUUGGAGCCACUUACACCAAGAAAAUGAACACUAUUUCAGCUGCCAAAAUGGGUUGCCAUUCACAAGCAACAUCUAUGGUAGAACAGACAAUAUCUCAAAUCAAAACAGUAUACGCAUUUGUUGGAGAAAAUUCAGCAAUCAAAGCGUUCUCACAGUGCAUGAACCAACAGUUUCUCAUAAGCAAAGGAGAGGCUCUAAUAAAAGGAGUUGGAACAGGAAUGUUCCAAACUGUGUCGUUCUGUUCUUGGGCUCUCAUCAUAUGGGUUGGAGCUUUCUUAGUCACUGACAAGAAGGCAAAAGGUGGAGACAUGAUAGCUGCAGUGAUGAGCAUUCUUUUCGGAGCGAUAGCACUUACAUAUGCCGCACCUGAUAUGCAAAUAUUCAAUCAAGCCAAGGCAGCAGGAAGUGAAGUCUUCCAAGUGAUUGAAAGGAGACCCGUUAUAAGUUAUGAUUCUGAAGGAAUGACACUUGAGAAAGUUGAUGGAAACAUCGAAAUACGCGAUGUGUAUUUUUCCUAUCCAUCCCGUCCAGAGAAAGAGAUCCUUAAAGGGUUCUCAUUGUCAAUUCCAGCAGGAAAGGCAGUAGCUCUAGUGGGUAGUAGUGGCUGUGGAAAAAGCACUAUAAUCUCCCUAGUGUCAAGAUUCUAUGAUCCUUCAAAAGGGGAAAUUCUGAUUGAUGAUCAUAACAUUAAGAAUCUGGGUUUGAAGUACCUGAGGAGAAAUGUAGGAUUAGUUUCCCAAGAACCAGCACUCUUUUCAGGAACCGUUAAAGACAACGUGAGAAUAGGUAACAUGGAUGCUGAUGACCAACAGAUCCAGAAGGUAGCAGAGAUGGCUAAUGCACAUUCUUUUAUAUCUCAAUUUCCAAAUCGGUACUUCGAAGAGGUAGGAGAAAGAGGAGUUCAGUUAUCAGGAGGGCAAAAGCAAAGAAUAGCAGUAGCAAGAGCCAUCCUUAAAAACCCUCCAAUUCUUUUGCUUGAUGAGGCCACAAGUGCACUUGAUACUGAGUCAGAGAAACUUGUUCAAGACGCCCUCGAGAGGGCGAUGCAGGGAAGGACAGUUAUCUUGGUCGCACACAGGUUGUCAACUAUUGUUAAUGCAGAUAUAAUUGCAGUUGUACAAAAUGGAAAGAUUAUAGAGACUGGAACUCACAGCAGCCUCCUAGAUACCAGCAAAUUCUACAACAACUUGUGCCAUAUGCAGAACCUUAAUCCAGUUCAUCAAUCAAGAUUUACUACAAGUUCUUCUGAAGAAACUGAAAGUUUCCACCACCAGCUUUCAUCUGAAAACGACACGGAACAAGAAAAGAAACUCACAAAGCCCGAGAUUCAUCUCAGAGAGACUUCCGAGCAAGAUCAGGAACAUGAAAGUAGAAGGAAAACUGCUAUAUUCUUUAGAAUCUGGUUUGGCUUAAGAGAGAGAGAGCUGGCAAAGGUUGCUGUUGGUUCCAUUGCAGCAGCUUUCUCAGGAAUUUCAAAACCUGUCUUUGGAUAUUAUAUUAUCACUAUAGGAAUAGCAUAUUACCAAAAGGAUGCAAAGAGACAAGUUGGAAGGUACUCACUAAUCUUUUCUGUAAUUGGGUUGCUUUCAUUAUGUUCCCACACCUUGCAACAUUACUUCUUUGGAUUGGUUGGGGAAAAGGCGAUGGCAAACCUAAGGCGAGGUUUAUAUUCAGAAGUACUACGCAAUGAAGUGGCGUGGUUUGAGAAACCUGAGAACAACAUUGGCUCACUUACUUCGCGAAUUAUCAGUGACACGACCAUGAUCAAGAUCAUAAUUGCAGAUCGUAUGUCGGUUAUUGUACAGUGCAUCUCCUCCAUACUGAUUGCAACAACUGUAAGUAUGAAAGUUAACUGGAGAAUGGGUCUAGUUGCUUGGGCUGUGAUGCCUUGCCACUUCAUUGGCGGCCUAAUCCAAGCCAAGUCCACUAAAGGCUUUUCAGGUGACAUUGCCGCGUCACAUUCUGAACUUGUUGCCCUUGCUUCCGAGUCUUCAACCAACAUAAGAACUGUAGGAUCUUUUUGCCACGAAGAGCAUAUACUCAGGAAAGCGAAGAAGUCUCUAGAAAGUCCCAUGAGGAAGAGCAGGAUACAAAGUAUCAAGUAUGGCAUAAUUCAAGGCCUUUCCCUUUGCAUGUGGAACAUUGCACAUGCGGUUGCACUGUGGUACACAACGAUUUUGGUGCAUCGAAAUCAAGCAAGCUUUGAAGAUGGCAUAAGAUCUUAUCAGAUAUUCUCUCUCACUGUGCCCUCGAUCACAGAACUAUGGACACUACUUCCUACUGUCAUCUCUGCCAUUAGUGUACUAACUCCUGCAUUUCAAACCCUUGACCGAAAAACUGAAAUUGUACCAGACACGCCAGAAGGGCCGCAUCUUGAUAGGAUCAAAGGGAGUAUUAUAUUCCAAAAUGUCAAGUUCAUCUAUCCAUUAAGGCCGGAAGUAACUGUACUCAACAAUUUCAGUUUGCAAAUUAAGGCAGGGUCCAAGGUGGCUCUCGUUGGCCCAAGCGGAGCUGGGAAAUCUUCCAUUUUAGCCCUUUUGCUCCGAUUCUACAAUCCCAUUAAAGGAAGGAUACUCAUUGAUGAUGAGGACAUAAGAAAGUACAAUUUGAGAUGGUUGAGGGCACAAAUAGGAUUGGUGCAACAAGAGCCUCUUCUCUUUAGUAGCUCGAUUCGAUCCAACAUCUGCUAUGGAAAUGAUGCGGCUUCAGAAACCGAGAUUGUGGAAGUCUCAAGGCAAGCAAGCAUACAUGAAUUCAUAAGUACAUUGCCUGAUGGAUAUGACACGGUGGUCGGGGAAAAGGGGUGCCAACUUUCGGGUGGGCAAAAGCAAAGAGUAGCUAUUGCUAGAGCACUGCUAAAGAGUCCCGCAAUUUUGCUUCUAGAUGAAGCAACAAGUGCUCUUGAUGCUGAGUCUGAGAGAAGCAUUGUGAAUGCUUUGGAGAAGAUAAAUGUAAACACAAGUGGUGGAAUAACAAUGUCCAAGACCACACAGAUCACAGUGGCUCACAGGCUUUCCACAGUGAUGAACUCGGAUACCAUUUUUGUCAUGGACAAAGGUGAGCUUGCGGAAAUGGGUUCUCACUCAAGUUUAAUAACAUCUGAGGGUGUUUAUUCAAGACUAUUUCAGCUUCAAAGUUUGGCGGGAAACUAG